Eruca vesicaria subsp. sativa (arugula) is the source of this 2152-nucleotide messenger RNA. Lineage: Eukaryota; Viridiplantae; Streptophyta; Magnoliopsida; Brassicales; Brassicaceae. The record is from the annotation of a GenBank genome assembly.
CCCACAAUUAAAUAUUAUCAUUUCCAAAUUAUCAUCUUCUUCUUUCUAUACCUUCUUCUCCGACGCUAAUUCUUUCGAUUCUUUUUUUUUUGCGAAGUUCCAUUUCUCUAACUAACCAUGAGCGCCGCGAUCUAUCUACUCCGAAAAUUCUCCACGAAGCCGCCUUCUCGGCUUCAUAGAAACCUCUUCCUCUCCACUUUUUCCAUUGAUUCCCCUCCAGAUUUGGCGCGAAACACCUUAAUUCGUCCCUUCUCAACUACCCACCCCACCAAAUCCAACAACAACCAUAGCUUGAUUCCUCCGCGCUUUCCCCAAUCGAAUCUCUUUUCCGAGAAAACGAAGAGUACCAUCAGCGUUUCAUCGAGAGAAUUAUCAACAUCAGUGGAAACAGACCACACUUUCGACGGUCUUAAUCCGAAUCAACUGAUUAUCGAAAGGAUACACAAAGACGGAGGAGGAGCAGAAGAGAUUGUUGAGAGAUCUGGAGGUGAAAUUGCAGAGGAGGUUGUUGUUGGUGGGGAAGAGAGUGAGGCUGAGAAGGAAGCGUGGAGGAUUCUGGAAGACGCUGUGGUUAGGUAUUGUGGUUCGCCGGUUGGGACGGUUGCGGCCAAUGAUCCCGGAGAUAAGUUGCCUUUGAAUUAUGAUCAAGUCUUUAUUAGAGACUUUGUGCCUUCUGCUUUGGCUUUUUUGCUUAAAGGACAAGGUGAGAUUGUCAGGAACUUUCUCCUCCAUACUUUACAGCUUCAGAGCUGGGAGAAAACAGUAGACUGUUACAGUCCUGGACAAGGCUUGAUGCCUGCUAGUUUCAAAGUCAGAACCGUGGCACUUGAUGAGAACACUACCGAAGAGGUUCUCGAUCCUGAUUUUGGUGAAUCUGCUAUUGGCCGUGUUGCUCCUGUCGAUUCUGGUUUGUGGUGGAUUAUUCUCUUAAGGGCAUAUGGGAAGUUAACAGGAGAUUUCUCAUUACAAGAGAGGAUUGAUGUUCAGACAGGGAUAAAGCUCAUCAUGAACUUGUGUUUAGCAGACGGUUUUGAUAUGUUUCCUACACUUCUUGUCACCGAUGGUUCUUGUAUGAUUGAUCGUCGAAUGGGUAUCCAUGGCCAUCCCCUCGAAAUCCAAUCGUUAUUCUACUCAGCGCUUAGAUGCUCCCGUGAGAUGCUUUCUGUUAAUGACAGCUCCAACAAUCUUGUAAGAGCCAUUAACAACAGAUUAAGUGCUUUGUCCUUUCAUAUCAGAGAAUACUACUGGGUGGACAUCAAGAAGAUCAAUGAGAUAUAUCGUUACAAGACAGAAGAGUAUUCAACUGAUGCAACUAACAAGUUCAACAUCUAUCCUGAGCAAAUUCCUCCAUGGCUCAUGGACUGGAUUCCUGAGCAAGGCGGGUAUCUCCUUGGGAACCUUCAACCCGCGCACAUGGAUUUCAGAUUCUUCACACUUGGCAACUUUUGGUCUGUUGUUUCCUCCUUGAGUACACCCAAGCAGAAUGAAGCUUUAUUGAACUUAGUUGAAGCUAAAUGGGACGACAUUAUUGGCAAUAUGCCUCUUAAGAUUUGUUAUCCUGCUCUCGAGUAUGAUGAUUGGCGUAUUAUCACAGGAAGCGAUCCAAAGAACACGCCUUGGUCGUAUCACAACAGUGGAUCCUGGCCAACGCUUCUUUGGCAGUUCACAUUAGCAUGUAUGAAGAUGGGUAGACCAGAGCUAGCUGAGAAAGCUCUUGCAGUGGCUGAGAAGAGACUUAUGGCAGAUCGUUGGCCAGAGUACUACGACACCAGAUCUGGGAAAUUCAUUGGAAAGCAGUCUCGGCUUUACCAGACAUGGACAGUCGCUGGAUUCUUGACUUCUAAACUCCUCUUGGCCAAUCCUGAGAUGGCGUCCAAGUUAUUUUGGGAAGAAGAUUACGAACUUCUUGAUAUAUGUGUCUGUGGUCUCAGCAAAUCUGGUCGGAAGAAAUGCUCUCGAGUCGCUGCCAAGACUCAGAUUCUUGUCCGAUGAGUGCAAAACAGUGUCUUUUCAAUCGCAAUAAGCUUUUUUUAGGAUAUAAUAUAUUAAAGGAAUUUAAUAUUUACAGAACAUGACUGUCACACAAAAUAUUUGAUUAUCUAUUGGUUUGUAUAUACUGCAAACUCUUUACAAAUUACUGCAAACUCUUUUC